AAAGGUGGCGGCACGAAAGUUCAAAGUCUAUUUGCUCUAGACCAAAUAAUGAAAUUACACGACAUCUCAUUUUCAAAAUUGGCAUUUCUUUUGCACAUUCAUAGACAACAUACACCUAUACAUUCAAGGAAUCGGAAUUUGUUGUUUCAAGAGUUAUACGAGAAACAAAGUAAUGACGAGUGGCAAGAAAGAGAAGCUGAAGGACGAACCACGUCCGCAACCCGACAUCGUCUGGACGGAGAUGACUCGGGCACUUGCCCAGGUGGUCAUUGGUAACCUCAUGAUCAUCCUCGGGGCAGGCUCUAUCAGUUACUACUGUUACCUGUGUUAUGUGUCAGCUGGGAUCUGGGUCGGCCUUACGGUGAUGGCCACAGGCAUCAUUGGCGUUAUACAUGCAUCUCGAAGUUCAUACGGAGUGGAAUACACCUACAGUAUCAUGCUGGUUAUCGCUAUGACCUUCGCCGUGGCUUUGUUUGGGGUCGAGGUCGCCGCCUACGUCUACGACAGUCGAGAUUGUGACAAGCCCAUUUUCGGCAACCACACUACCACCGCACCCACCACCGCAUCACAACCAUCCUGGUCGCCUUAUACAACCCACUCCUCCUGGCCAUCCUCCUGCAUCAUGGAGUGCGUCUACAUCCAUGCAGCCGAAGGUGUAUUGAGUCUCCUGGAAUUCGCGGGGUCAGUCGUUUGCAUCUACUACCUAUUCCAGUCGAAGAAGAAGGCAGCUCCUCCUCCUUACGAGGCUAUGAUGCCAGACCCAAUCCCCUACAAGGCUUAAUCAACAAUUUGGGGUAUUUCAUCAAGACCACGCACCUUCUUCCACCUAAUGUGGGCCUACACUACAAAAACUACCCCAAAAAAUAUUUGCUUUUACUAUUCAUAUUGCUUUUGCUUUUAAUUUUACAUGGGAAUUUGUACAAGUAAUUUAAUGGUCGAAAAUGAAUGAAAUAAUUUUUUUCCCUACGUGAAAUUUGUACAAGUAAAAUGAUUAAAUUUGAACUUUGGGAAAAGAAACUGUAUAAAUUUUUUUUAAACUGCAGGUAUUUUGUUAGUAUUAAUGGAAAAUCACUUGAAAUAACAUCACUGCAAUUCGAAAUUAACUCCGUUUUAUACAGAGCCUACUAAGUAUACUAAAUAAAUGGCUUUUAAAAUGAAUAGAUAAAUAAAUAAAGCUUUUGAGUGUUUAUUUCAAUACUUCCUCGAUGAUAUUUCGUGUCUUGAUAAAUGCCCAUAUUGAAUAUUCAAUUAUCUUUCAAAAAAAAGAGUCACAUACAGACAGUGUAUGAGAAUGAAUGGCUUAUGUCAAUGAUAUUGUUAGCUUCAUCCUUUAUCAAUAAUGGGAAGUGACUAUCAGAUAUUAAAUCCAGACCAUUAAAAAAAUGUUUUAAAAAUAUGAAUGUCAAUCUUAUGAUUUCCUCUCAUCUCAACAACUCUCAAAAAGUGAUGGUAUUACACGGUUAUGUUACAGCUCGAGCGUAAUUUGAAAGGCGAGUGAGGUUAGACAGGGGUCCAGCGUAGGUCCUAUAUUAGUUGGCAAACAUUAUUAUUGCCGAAUUAUUCUGUCAUUAAAAUCACCCGAAAAAAGGUGUAGGUACAAAAAUAUCACUAUAUGUGUCAUAUUUUCAUCAAUCUUGUAAGCAAGUGUAUUAAUUACAUUAGCAUGUUUGCAAAUUUCGGGUAUGAGAAAAAAAAAUAUGUGAGGAAUUAUUUUGUUCGAGAGAACCGGAUUGAGAGAUGGCGGAGGGGGGGGGUAAAGAAAAAUGAAUGAGAUGAAGCAAGAGAGAGAAUAGAGUGAAGAGAGGGAGAGAGGGGAUGGAGAAGGGGGAAGGGAGAGAGAGAGAGAGAGAGGGGAAGAAAGGGGCAUGGAGGGGGAGAGAGGAGAGAGUAGUGAGAGAGUGGUCGCGUGGUAUUGCUCUUUUCCAGCCAAUCAGAAACAAUAUACUUAAAAGCUUCAUAACAAUAUUGUUAAUGAUGAAGUAACUAACUCUGAUCAGGGGUACACACCCUCUAAAAACACUGAGUAAAAGUUUACCCAAUCUUGGGUAAAAAGGG
This is a messenger RNA of Lytechinus pictus (painted urchin), 2055 nucleotides long. RefSeq lists its product as uncharacterized. The record is from RefSeq and is a predicted model, not a curated record. The transcript has 5 exons. Bases 173 to 781 code for a protein of 202 amino acids. NCBI's taxonomy places the organism in Eukaryota, Metazoa, Echinodermata, Echinoidea, Temnopleuroida, Toxopneustidae.